AUGGAAGAAACGCCUUUGUUUCAGGAGAAACUAGAGCAAGCCUUUGAAGACUGUAAGGAUGACAGUAUAUCGCUGGCUACCAUCAUGGACCUGUACGCAAUGCAGGUCAGUAAAGAAGGCGCAUAUGAGGAGCAAGCGAAGUUCUUAGAGGCAGUCUUGACAAACAUACAAAAGGACAAACACCUUAUAGAUCAAAUAGGGUGGGACUUGCCCAAAAUUUUGAUGCGAUUUAUAACAAUUCAAAACAUUGACUUACGAGUACCACUACUACAAAAUCGCAUCAUUGCCACUACCUUAAAAUGCUUCAACGAGAUCGCUCUUUUCGGCAACAGCAAGGAAUGCUUUCUGACCGGAUGCGAGCUUCUUGGAAGCCUCAAAAUGAAUCCAGAUGAGCAAACCGAAGAAGAGGAGGUUGGAGAAAAAAGCGACGUCGAAAAGACUGGAGAUGAAGCAAGCGCGCCCGAAAUUUCAUUGAAAAAACAAGAAGCUCAAAUUGCGCCCGAGGUGCUGGCGGAAAAUAUUCAUAAUCACAACAGAAGUCCGGAAGAAGUGUCUUUGGAAGUCAAGUUUCAUGCCCUGCUGGAACUGGUUGGGACUACUUUGAGAAGGAUAGAUACCUGCUACCCUUCUAAAUUUUUGGCAAUGGCUGUGAGUGCUAUAUUCAAUUUUGUGAGGCUGAAUGCCUCUUUCGUUGAUGACUGUGUGUUUGUUUUACGCCGAAUUUAUGCAUUUGCCCGAAACUAUAUGCCACCACAACCAAGCUCUGAGGCCCUCAAAGGGAUGUCAACUGAAGAGCUAGUGAAAAAUUUAGAUGACGAAAAUGCAUUGCAGCGCAAGCUCCUAAGGUGCCUAUUAACUUUCUCUUUGGGACAAAUGACUCGACUCAAAAUAAUGAGCUCAGCUAUCGAGUACUUUCUCAAGCUGAAGGGUGACUUUUCGAACAAUUUGGACUAUGAACAGCGUAUUUUUAUGAAAAACGUUAUCAGUCGUUUCUAUCAACUUGCUCUAUCAUUUGAUAUUGACCUAAAGGAGAGUUUUCUAGAUUUAUGCGUUAAAGAGUCGAAAGCUAUUUACAAGUCGCUGCCAUCAGACUCUGAAAUAGUUAACGAAGCUGCAAGAAAUGGUAUCACUCAGCUUGUCUAUCGCUUAGCUUACUCUUAUGAGCUUCAAAAAAAGAUCAAUGAAAAAAACCUGUCACUCGAUCCUAGUGGGAUUCUUGUGCUAGCAAGUUACCAUUAUCAAGAGACGGGAAAAGUCCUUUGUCCUGAGUUGAAAAUUGAUGGUGCUAUUUACAUGUUUCUAAGAUUCAUUACUCCAGAAAUGUGCGGUUUAUCCCCGAAAAGCUUGUACAUCGCCGACUGCUGCAACUUCUGGCUUUGGUCCGCAGUCACUAAUUCUUCAUGCAAAGAGAGUAGAAUGACACUGCAAAAGAUGCCUUCCUAUUUGAAUAUGACCUUUCUUCAAAUCUUACUUCUUAGGUCAUUUCGUGAACCACAAGAGCAAUUGAGAAUGGUCUCCUUCACUCUGCUGACUAGGCUUUUGUGUUUGAUGCCGGAAAAUACAUCUUUUGAAUUUGCAAAGGACACUUUAUUGAGCUGUCCAUUCAAUGACUUGAAAUGUUGCAUUUUGGGAAUUUUAAAAGAUUUAAUGUUAAACAACAGCUCUGGAGACGAUAUUACUGCAAAAUUGUCGAAAUUAAAAGUCUCAAAUGCGCCAGAAGAUAAAAGCGUGCCACCACUACCCGCCAGAUCUUUUGUUCAAAUUAACGAUGACAGGAUGGCGACGAUUCACAGCCUAGCAAUGAUGAGUUUCGAGGACUCUAAGGAAACUACAGACAAAAGUUGUCUUAGGUUGCUACUCACCUACUUGAAUUUCUUUACUGGUCUAAGGUUCAAAUGGGAUAGGUAUCUACUUAAAGACUUUAGCAAGCAGGUUUCCGAGUUUUUGGGUUCCGUGAAACUGGAGGACCAGCCAGAAUAUGGGUUCAUCGAGAUUGCAAACCAAAAUUUGGCAUCUUUCCUGUCACAAUGA
Lachancea thermotolerans CBS 6340 is the source of this 2031-nucleotide messenger RNA. It is a transcript of the gene YBP1, whose product is annotated as Ybp1p. The transcript has a single exon. Lineage: Eukaryota; Fungi; Ascomycota; Saccharomycetes; Saccharomycetales; Saccharomycetaceae. The record is from RefSeq and is a predicted model, not a curated record. The coding region runs from base 1 to 2031 and encodes 676 amino acids. Gene Ontology annotation, biological process: cellular response to oxidative stress. Gene Ontology annotation, cellular component: cytoplasm.